This is a messenger RNA of Microplitis demolitor, 1140 nucleotides long. RefSeq names its product cyclin N-terminal domain-containing protein 1. Gene Ontology annotation, biological process: reciprocal meiotic recombination. Lineage: Eukaryota; Metazoa; Arthropoda; Insecta; Hymenoptera; Braconidae. Gene Ontology annotation, cellular component: site of double-strand break. The coding region runs from base 283 to 1140 and encodes 285 amino acids. The record is from RefSeq and is a predicted model, not a curated record. The transcript is spliced from 4 exons.
CAACGAAAGCGGGCAGUGAAGCACGACCAAUGAAGGGUUAAUUAAAAAGUAAAAUUCGGUCAAUCUGGCCUAGCCUUAAGGUUAAGAUUUAGUCCGAAUGAAUCGUAUCAUGUCAGAUUACUUUUCUUUACAAAUAUGUGUACACAUUUUAUGAAAUAAAUACAAUAUUGAUCGAACAUAAUUUUCAUACGCCAGUAAGAAUUGAUUGAUAAUUGAACUUGAGUAAUUUAUAACUUUUAUAUGGUCUAAGUAACCAGAAUAUUCAACAUAUUAAGAAACACAAUGAUUUACGAAUGGUCAAAAUGUGUUGAACAUGAGAAAAGUCAACAAAAACGAUUUUUAAAAAGCCAAUGGCAUUCUCCUACGCAAUUUAUGAGUAUUUCUUCAUCAGUAAUAAAAAUUCUCUUUAUGAUCAUGAAACAUUUUGGUUUAAAUACUAAUACUAAAUAUCUUGCACUUAAUUUAUAUCAAAAGUUUACAGAAAAUCAAUUCCAAAAAAUUUAUAAAGAAAAUCGACACGAUAAAAGUUUUAAUGAAUGGAAAUUCAUGCGUAACAAAAUAGUAAAUCUUGCAAAAUUAAGAUUAAUGACUUGUAUUCAACUUGCAAGUAAAUUAGACUCAUACUGUACAUGUUUCGGAAUAUCAAAGGUCCUAUCAGCUUUAGAAUUAAUCGAUCAAUUAAAAAACCAACAACAUGAGUAUUCAUUUGAAACUGUUCUUUACUCGGAAUUCGAAGUAUUCAAGAUGAUACACUAUCAAAUUCAAUUUAUAACUCCUUUAGAUUAUAUUGAAAUAUUACUUUCAUUAUUAAAUUUCCAAAACUUAUCAGAACUACGCUCGAUUACUAUUGAUAUUCUUGAUCUAACUUUUCUGCAGCAUCAACAACUACUUUCGCAAUUAAAAUUAAUAAAAUUUAGUUCAAUAACAAAAAAAACAUCUAAAAGACUUCAAUUUCUGAAUUUGGAAAAAGAGCUGCUUUUUCUAAGCUCUACGAUUAUUGUAUGCGCUUUAUCAUUUUUAAAUAUUGAAAAAACUAUAUCUCAUAAUAUAGUUGAGAAGCUAUCGUCAUUAAUUUAUAUCGAUAUCAACGAUAUUUACACUGUGGCAUAUAUUAUUUUUUUGAUAGCUUAUUCUCAUUAA